CUCCGAGUGGAGAAGGUAAAGAAGAUCAACCGCCGACGAUCCUCGACAGAAGAGACAAGGCGGGAAGCAGAGUCACUCAGGACUCUCAAGGCAACAGAGGAUCAUGGCCACGGCGCCAUCUUCCCAACCCAUCCUGCCUUCAUCCCACCUGCCCUCUUCGCCCCAUCAUCCACAUCCUUCCGAUACCAAACCACCCUCCCCCUCCCCCUCUACUGCCGGGCCCUCUCGCGCUGGCUCUCAGCAAGCCCCCAAUGGCGACAACCACCAGCAGAUAACAUCUUCAUCUUCCACAUCCUCUUCUCGCACCUCGGGUCUCCCUGCCCCUCUUCCCAUCUCUCGGCCGCAAAAUGGACCCCCUCCUGCACCACACCGAUCUGCACGCGCUACAAAGUCGGGCUCCCUGCCCCCACCUCCGCCUCCUCCCCCCUUCCUAGGCGGGCCUAUCCCUAUUCACUCGGAGACGCCUCUCUUCGCACCUCUCAUCAGAGACCAAGAGGCUGUACUGAACCCUGACUACCGGACGCCCUUUCGGGACGCCCGUGACGUCGUAGCGCGUCUACUGCCAUACCACGUCUGGCAGGUUCCGCAGGAUGUCAUUGACCUCGCGAAAGGACUCAAUCAGCGGACGCAGGGCAAGGGAAAGCAGAAAGCAAUAGAGAAUUCAGCAAGAGAUGGGGCAGACCAGGCGAGUGGACUGGAAUCUCCAGCAUUGAGGAAGCGCAAGCGGUCUGGAACGCGCUCGGACGGAUGGAUGUCAGACAUCACCCGUGUUCCUCGGAUGGAGAAGGCGGGCCAGAGCAGCAUGGCUGCCUUCGAUCGGAUAGAAGGAUUGGACUUUCCCCGCUUGCAGGAUAUAGAGGCCAUCAUACCUCGCUUCGAGAGCAUUCGGUCUGCCGUGAGAAGGGUGCGGCAUAGAGUGACAGGAGGUGAAAAGGCUACCUCACCAGAUCCUGCGGAUGAGCUGGCCGAGCCAGCACCUGCGUACUUUUCAAAGGAGGCCCAUCUCCAGCUAUUGCGUCUCUCCUGCGCAGAAGACCAGAGCGAGCUAGACGAGACGCUAGAGAAGCUCAGACAGGCUCGGACAGACCUUCUCACAGAGUAUGGUCAGCAGUGGCUGGCAGAGCUCGACCAGAUCGCUCCAGGCCUCAAUCCUCCCGCACAGUCGUCUACUGCUUCGCCAGCCCCACCUUCGGCAAAGCAAGCGGCUUCAAGCCCCGUGGCCGCCAAGGAAAGUUCGAGUGGGAUGCAGUCAUGGCCAACCACGAACCGUGGCGCGAGCCCUGAGCGGCCCAGUAAAAGAGCCACCUCGCCAAAUAACAAACGGCAAGGCAUGUCCCCUGCGACUCCUGCUGGCGGACCAGGAUCUCGGGGACCAUAUCGCAAGAAGGUACCCCCCGCCCAACAGCAGCAGCAGCAGCAGCAAGAAGAGCAGCAGGAGCACAAGCAGCCACCACCACCGAUAUCAAAGUCAACUCAACAACAACAGCAAACGCCGGCGACGCCUUCGGGAGGUGUGCAUGCUCCGCCUCGCACAUCCCAAGGCCCAGCUUCUGUUGCGGCUGCUGCCGUGCCAGCACCAGCUCGGGCCCCACCUCCACCGCCUCCUCUACAACCACCAAUCCGGAUCAUUUUGCCCCUGAGCCUGAUCGGCAAGCUCACCUCGGUCGGCAUUGCUCCCCUACCUGCGCCUCAUCUGCAACCAGCCAUCGAAGCUCACAAGCGACGUGCGGCGGCAGCAGCAGCGAGCGGCUCUGCUGUCCCUACUCUGGGCGAUUCGAGCAAGGCGGAGGCCGGAGAGUGGACGACUGCACCCUGCGAGCCCGACCCGAAUCAGACAGAGGCGGCUAUCCUGCUUGGUAUCACAGAGGCCGAGGCGCCCGGAGGAAAGGGCGAAUGGCAUCAAUUGGUGCACCUGAGCUUGGUUUUGGGUAGGUUGGACUCGAACCAAUUGACUGCUCUGGCUGAAGUAGUGGCAAUGGUGCAGACGCAGGGCGGUGGGACGGGUAUACAGAGCAGCAUCAACGGUACAGCGGGGGCCAAUGGCGUUGUCAACGGGGCGGCUGGUGCAGGAGCACCGCCGCCGCCUCUCCCAUCUCAAAUAGCUCCGCCUGCAGCUGCUCCUGAACAAUCACUAGAGGUCACUGAAGCCACUGCUCCAAUGACAGCUUCACCCUCUACAGAGCAGGUGGAGCAGAAGUGAGCGGCAUGGUCUGUUCAGCAUAUUGAGAGGGCUGUUGGGCUGCUCGUUGGUAUUGGCAAUUCCUCUCGCUGGAUGAAUCCAUUGCUCCUUCACUCGCCCCUCGAUGUCACCUGUACUACAUAUCCUUGUUAUACAAUCUUAUCCCAUUAGAGGCUAAAGUCUAAAGUCUACAUCCUUGAA
Molecule: messenger RNA, 2380 nt
Organism: Microstroma glucosiphilum
Lineage: Eukaryota; Fungi; Basidiomycota; Exobasidiomycetes; Microstromatales; Microstromataceae
Exons: 1
Coding region: 104-2200 (698 amino acids)
Biological process (GO): chromatin remodeling; regulation of transcription by RNA polymerase II; positive regulation of DNA-templated transcription
Cellular component (GO): nucleoplasm; SWI/SNF complex; brahma complex
Molecular function (GO): nucleosome binding
Source: RefSeq, a predicted model, not a curated record